AGAUUUAGCCUCAUUCUUUGAAAGUACGGUAGCCCCAUAGUAGUGGAUUGAAGUGCUGCCUCGACUAUGUGCGAUCACGUUUGGGACAUAUGGUCGAGGCUUCCCAUCUUUGCCUUCUUAGUCCUUGUGUAUUUUACAUGGCGCUGCAGUACAAACGCCCGUGCUGCGACAGAGUCCGCGUUCGAGCUUCAAGCCAUAAGAUCUGCAGACGCAUCAAAAGUGCUGGGGCACCAGCUAUUUUCUGAACGCGACCAGGAGCGCGGCUACGAGACCAUCACGAAAAGCCGUAUGAGCUUUUUCGACAUUUGCAGGCGGAGUCGUAUGUCGGACAAAUGCGCCAGCAAUCAGGACCGCCAUUACUAUCAUGUACGAGCAGGAUGUCCAUGCUUGCAGAUCCGUGACUCAGUCCGUUUGCAACAAAGAAACAGCACCAGAAGCACUCUACUGGCUCUGGGUCUGUUUUGGAUGGUUUGCCUCGCGGUGGCGCCCGUUGCGCACGUAUAUAGUUAGUGUUGUGUCUGUGGAGGGCUUUGCUUUGUCGUCGGUCAUUUGGCUCGCGUCUCUUUGUGGUGCGCUGUCCUGUCGUCUCCGGUCGGGCGCGCCAGUCUUGUUGGCGCUCACUUCUCAUCCCUGUGACUGGAUGCGCCGGUAGGUGGACUGGGCUCCUUUCCUUUUGCGUAUGGCAUUGGCCCGCCGCGAAGGGUGCGGGGGCAGCUUCUCACGGAGAGCGUCAGCCCGCGAGCAAGGUGUGCUCUCUUAUUUGUGUGCGUGCGUAGCUGUGUGCGCUAUGCGCCGUGCCUUGUUAGAGUGGCCUCGCCAGCGAUGUGCAGCUGCCUGCAGCUGCGCUGGUUGCAGCCUCGAACAGAGGCAAUUGCCCACUUUGUGCUGUUGCGCCGCAGUGUGCUCCUUAGGUGUAAGGGUCGCUCGAUGUGAUGCUUUAUUCGAUCCGUCACGCGUUCGCUUUACUUUGUUUGGCCUUGGCGCUGGUCGUUGGCUAGAUCUUGGGACGAGAAGCAGCGCAGUUUUAGCAUGCGGGACAUGAUGCUCUGGGGCUCGUUGCCUCAAGCAUACCUCGCGGGGGAUGGGUGUGCCAGCUGGCGGCGCGCGCUCCACUUCGGGCUUGUCUCGGGCUGCCUCUCAGUCAGUCUUUCGUGGGCUGUUCGUUGGACUCAGCUUUGGUUGCGUGUGCGCUACAGAUGUCGCGGCCCGUGCCCAUGAUUGUAGCCAUGGCUGCAUCCAUGGAUGUGGUAAGGCCAAAAAAGUGCCACUUUUCAAAAAAUUAAUAUUGAAAAGUGGCACUUUGUUUUUCAUGCUCAAAAUCGGCCACAAUCAUGGGCAGCGAGCAGUCGUCUGCCUGCCCGGUGUGGUCGGUUUUGGCUAUCCAUGCUUGUAGCCAUGCCUGGAUCCAUGUGGAUCACCUGAAGAAUCCACUUGUUUGGAUUUUUCAGGAAGCAAAAAAAUCGGGUCAAAAGUCGCUACGUGAAUGGAUAGUGGACGUGAGCACAUCUUCAAGGGGAAAGGUCAAGCUGAGAGAGAGCGCGUUUCUUCGAUGCCUCUUCUGCCGUGUGGUGUAGUGUGUUGUGCUGUCCGCGAGGUUGUCGGCGCUGCUGAAGCUCGUCUGGAUGGUGGUGUCUUAGUCUCUUCUUGUCAAGGUUGGCGCGUUAUACUCAGCAGGAGUUGGCGCGGACCCCUCUCAGAUGUACUGCUGUUGGCUUCAUGUGCAGCGAGCCGACUCCGAGUCUGAGCGGCGUGCGCUCUCCUUGUGAGCUAGAUCACUCAGCCACGCGAAUGACGGCGACGGCAUCAACCAACGCGAAGCACCUGACUCGUGGCAGCAGGCAGCAUGUUGUCGCAGCGUUUUGCAUGCAGGUGGUGUUGCCUAUGUUGGUGUCGUCCAGCGUACUCUGAUGGGGGUGGGUGGGUUCUUCGUGUUCGGAAAGUGAUCCGCCCGAGUCGGUUGAUUCGGGGGCGCUUCUUUCGUUGCCUGAACAUGAAAAGGGGAGCUGCGAAGCGUUUGACCCGUAGGCUGCGCCUUCUGUUCAUGGCUGAAGCGGAUGAGCAGACGCGAAGCCUCGCCUGCCGUUUAUGCCGUGUUGCCUUUUAUCGCAGCACCGCUUGCCUUGUGCCUUCUUGUAUAUUGUAUAUGGGGUUCGUUGCCCCUGCCUACUCCUUUUUGUGUGGAGUGGCGUUAUGUUUUCCCCUUGUAUGUAAGUAACUGGCUCUAGUCACAAGCUUACAAGCAUGGAUCGCCUCCACCUUCAUAUCGCGUUUUGUAUGAGUUUCACCUAUCGCAGCUGCGCGACAGGGAUGGGCCGGCUCGCUUUCUUGAGAUUGGGCUAGGCUGCACAAUGCGACAUGGAGCUGGAGGGUCGCGGGAGAUUUGGGAGAAGUAUUUCAAUAGGCCAGAGCUAUGGUUUGGCGAGUACAAUGCAAAGUGCGUUGACGAGUAUAAGCGCAGGCACCCAGGCUUCAGCAGGAUUAUGGUAGGCGAUCAAUCAAAUCGAACUGAUCUCGCGCGCUGGGUAGAGACAUCUGGUGGCAAUUUUGAUGUGAUUGUCGACGAUGGCGGCCAUCGUACCCCGCUGCAAAUGGGUGCAUUUUAUGGACUUUUUCCGAGUCUAAAGCCAGGCGGGCUAUACUUUAUAGAAGAUAUUCACUACCAGAGAGAUGCGUUCGAUAGGAAAACUAAAAUGUCAGGCGUGCUGCGCACGCUUCUCGACUGGAGCGCGCAAUUAGUGGGAGUCUCUCGCAUUGCUAAGCCUUACAGCUCGACAUUGCCGCCGGAUAUACAAAGCAUAGAGUGCAUGAAACACAUGUGCAUGAUAGUCAAAAAAGAUCCAUCUCUGUUUGAUAAGAAUCCGCGCACAGGUCAUGCUCAGGCUCGCCCUACUGCUGCUGUAGGGCGUGGACCCGAGAGCUUUUAUGAUAUUUGCAAACGCAAUCUGCUGUCUGAUAAGUGCUCAGACCGACAGGACCGGCAUUUCUAUCACGUUCUUUACGAGAGCCAUCUCAGGCAUCUUCGCAAAAGAAGAGAACCUGUUCGGUUUUUCGAAAUUGGUCUCGGAUGCACUAUGCGGUAUGGAGCUGGAGGAUCUCGACAAAUUUGGGAAGCCUAUUUUGACCAUGUCGAUUUAUGGUUUGGGGAAUACAACAGAGAGUGUGUGAAGCAGUACCGCGAGAACAAUCCAAACUUUAAAAACAUCGUCGAGGGCGACCAAUCCAAUAAAGAAGAUCUUCAGCGAUGGGUAGCAGCCAGCGGUGGAAACUUCGAUGUAGUCGUCGAUGAUGGCGGUCAUCGCACACCGCUGCAGAUGGGAGCUUUCUACGGUCUUUUUCCUCACGUCAAACCAGGAGGACUGUACUUCAUAGAAGAUAUCCAUUAUCAAAAAGAUGGCACUGACGGACACAGCGUCCACUCCGCAGUUCUACGAACGCUGCUCGAUUGGAGUGCGCAGCUGGUUGGUGUGGUGGAUUCCUCCGCCUACGAGUCUAAGGUCCCAGACGAUGUACAGAGCAUCGAAUGUAUGAUGCACAUGUGCAUGAUAGUGAAGAAGGAUCCCGCUCUGUAUCCUUACUAAUUAUGUGCCACUAAUCUGGCUGCUUUUCCUCUUAGUUAGCUACAUGCAUGUAUGCCACCGGCGGCACACCUAGUUCCUGUGGUGUGAUCCCUGGCGUCUACAAUUUGGAGAGGCUCGGCCCGGCAUCUGCAUGCCAUCCGGAGACCCUGUUCGAUGGCGCUGUUCUCCACGUUGUGGAUUUUAUCAUAAAGCGGGCGGCCUGUAGCAUUGUUAACAAGCAGGGCUACUGAGUCAUUAUUUAUCCUACAUUCAAGAAAGGGGGCAAAACUGGCAAAGCCAGCAGCGGUGUGCACCUGACAAGCGCGGGCACGUAAUACCUGGACCUCUCGGGGGAAUCGUGGGCGAGGGAGCCACAGCUGCGAUCCGAUCGCCACAAACCUGAGAUCGAACAAGCGAAAAGGAAGAGCGCCCGAGGACCAAACAGGGACGCGAAGGGAGAGAAGACAGGAGAAGAAUUAGG
This is a messenger RNA of Amoebophrya sp. A25, 4038 nucleotides long. NCBI's taxonomy places the organism in Eukaryota, Dinophyceae, Syndiniales, Amoebophryaceae. The record is from the annotation of a GenBank genome assembly.